AUGUUGAUUGGGAUUGAGGGGUGCCAAGAGACAAUAGUUCAAGCUUGGGAAGAUACGCCAGGAUCUGUGGUGGCUAAACUUUCUUUCUGUCAGUUAGCCCUAAAACGGUGGAACAAUGAACAUGUUGGCAAUAUCCCUAGGAAAGUUCGGUUUUUACAAAAUAGAACUGAUGAUUUGCAGGGGCUAGCGUCAACAUCUGAGCCUUUUAAUGAGCAUAAAAGGUUAGCAAAGGAGAUGGAUGUAUUUAUGGAACGGGAAGAAGUUUUAUGCCAUCAGUGGGUGCGCAUCAAUUGGUUAAAGCAGGGUGAUAAGAAUAUGCGUUUUUUUUCAUUAGCAAGCCGGACAGCGGGGUAG
Messenger RNA from Prunus armeniaca (apricot), 354 nucleotides. NCBI's taxonomy places the organism in Eukaryota, Viridiplantae, Streptophyta, Magnoliopsida, Rosales, Rosaceae. The record is from the annotation of a GenBank genome assembly.